CGUAGCGGUGUUUGUGCCAGUCCGAAAACUUAUUUCGUUCUCUGUCUCCUUCUAUCUUCGCCGAAAAGCGCACGGGAUGUCGCAAGUAACUCCAAGUGGACCCAUGCAUUGGUCUCUUUACGAAUGGGACCCGCUCCAGUUCAUGUUCGAUCAGCCAAAACCUUACUGCCUGCUCCGCCUAAAGAGGGACUUCGCGAAGUUCGCGGCCAAGCCACCCACGGGCCUGUACAUCUCGCCCGAAGAAGAGGACAUCACCCGGGUUCACGCACUCAUCGUGGGUCCGCCAGGCACGCCGUACGAGGGAGGCUUCUUCCAGUUUCUCCUGAAGUUCCCGUCCAACUACCCGACAAUGCCACCACGCGUUCGAAUGGUGACCACGGACGCUGGUCGAGUGAACUUCAACCCCAAUCUGUACGCCGACGGCAAGGUGUGCCUCAACAUCCUCGGCACGGCCAAGGAGCCGGAGUGGAGCCCGGCUCAGGACGUUGAGAGUGUGCUCGUCUCGAUCCAGUCACUAUUGAACGACGAGCCGUUCGAAAACGAGCCCGCGCUGGAGUCAGCCCGGUCGUCUUUUGCCGAGCUCUACAACGACUUAGUCCGGCAAGAGACCAUUAGGGUCGCUGUGUGCGGUCAGGUCGAAGCUGCCCUCAAGGACAGCGCCGGGUGUCCUCCGGUCUUCAGGGAGUUAAUUCUGAAGACGUUUGUCGACGCGUACGACAAGUACGAAGACACAGUCAAGACACGCCUUGAACGCAUAGGUCCGACACCGCAAUACCCUUUUCGAGAGAACCGCAAGUACCAGUACAAGCAGCUGCUGCCACGACUGCGAGGACUGCUGGACGAGGCGAGACAGAGGGUCAACGCCACUUCCACCAGAACUACCGCAGAAGCCACUUCUACUGAAUAACCGUGGCAACGAAGCAUGCAGUGCAAAUUUUAGCAUGACACGGUAUACAUUUAAGAGUUCGAGCUCAUGGAAUCAAUUCGAAUAUUUGUACAGGAUAAAAUUUGAUCAAAGUCACUGAAGGACGGCAAAACAGACGGGGCAAGUUUGCAUGCUUGGUCCAAUAAAGCAAGAACGGUGGCAUUUAUA
This is a messenger RNA of Rhipicephalus microplus (southern cattle tick), 1093 nucleotides long. Its product is annotated as ubiquitin-conjugating enzyme E2 Z. Gene Ontology annotation, cellular component: nucleus. The record is from RefSeq and is a predicted model, not a curated record. Gene Ontology annotation, molecular function: cysteine-type endopeptidase inhibitor activity. Gene Ontology annotation, biological process: negative regulation of apoptotic process. NCBI's taxonomy places the organism in Eukaryota, Metazoa, Arthropoda, Arachnida, Ixodida, Ixodidae.